This is a messenger RNA of Castor canadensis (American beaver), 4598 nucleotides long. It is a transcript of the gene Plekhf2, whose product is annotated as pleckstrin homology and FYVE domain containing 2. Gene Ontology annotation, cellular component: early endosome. The record is from RefSeq and is a predicted model, not a curated record. Gene Ontology annotation, molecular function: phosphatidylinositol binding; metal ion binding. Lineage: Eukaryota; Metazoa; Chordata; Mammalia; Rodentia; Castoridae. Gene Ontology annotation, biological process: endosome organization; endosome to lysosome transport.
UUGUUCCUUUUUUUCCUUACCUAAGAGAUUAACCUGUCCCAUUUAAAACUACUGAUUUAUAUAACACAUAGUAUAUAAUUGGUUUGCCAUGUGGCAGAAACCCUAGUAGAAAGGGACAGAGAAAUUUUGUCUCUUUUUGUUGAUGGAAUAAGAAGAAUUUACCAAAAUUCCAAAUUUAAGUUGCUGACUUUUCAACUAUUUCCUUGUUUUAUUAUCCUAUUAUUUUAUUUAGACUCUUACCUAGAAUUCUUUGAUUAUUAUGUUGUUACUAGUUACAGUAAAAACUGUUGCAUCCAGCAAAUGGUAGGCACUCAGAAUAUUUGUUUGUUGACUUAGACACAUUGAGAGUGAGUAGUUUGCUCUAAUAUGUAUACUGACAUUCUGAAGGAGUUACAUUGUUAAGGGCGCUGGUACAGUCUUAUGAUCAGACUUCCAAAUUCUUUGUGACCCACUAGGAAGAAUCUGUGGUGGGACAUAUGGGUGUUAAGAGAGUUUAUUAAAUAUUAGGGAAAGAGAAAUACUAAUACUUACACUAACUUACACUAACCUAUGGGAAGGGAGGAACGAGGAGAUUCCCAUCCAAUAAUCAAUGAAUGGGGAGGACCAUGGGUGGUUCCUGGCUAGGUGGGUGAUCUGGGCUAUUCCUGGGCAACCUGCAUAUGAAUCCCGAACUUUCCCUACUCCUUGCCUGCCUCAGUACCUGUGUUGAAGAUUCUGUAGACCAAUUAACUGAUCAGAACUUUGUGGUUGUGGAGAGAUGGAAUUUUGCAGAUAGCCAAGAUUAUUUUAGAGUAUUUUUAGUCCCCAAGUAUCUAUUUAUUGCUGACCUCUGUAUCUGACCUGACAUGUUUGUGACUUAGGUAAGACUUUUGGAUUGUGUUGUUCAACUUAGUUGACCACUACCUUCCAUCAACUCUGAAGUUAAGAAUGUUACGAGAUAAUGUCUGAAACGUACAGAAGAGAUACUCCCCUAAAAUCCACCUACCUGUAAUCUUCAACCAGUAUAUUUGGCAAAUGCAUUGAUUUAUAAUUUUUUUUUUGUUAUUGUUGUUCUAUGACUAUAAAAGUUCAUGUGACCUCUUCUGCAGUGGAACUUGUUAUUUAGGGUAACCUGAAUCCCUUUACUGGACCAGGGUCACUCAUAUUUGACUCAAAAUAAACUCUUACCUCCUGUGGAGCAAGAGCUGUGCUUUGUGUUGACCAGUACUGUACAUCUGUCCAGGGAAGAUGUACCUCUGGUACUUAGUUGCUAAUUUUUUUUCUUUUUGUUGUGUUGGAGACGGUACCCAGAGCCUUAUACAUGGUAGGCAAGCACUUUACUGCUGAGCUGCACCCCCAUCCCAAUUUUUUUCUUGGGGAUGGGAUGGUGGGGAUUGAACCCAGGGUUUCCUACCACUGAGGUAUACUCCUAGCCCUAUCAUUUGUCUUCCUCUUUCUUCCUUUUCUUAUUGUUCUUUCCCUUUACUUUUGUGUUUUCUAUAAAGUGAAAAAAAGUAAGACUUGUAGUAAGUCAGAAAUAUGACCCAUUUACUAUCGAAGACUCAUUUUAAAGGUAGAAAAGAUCUUAUUGAUUAUUCAAGACUGCUGCUGUUGCUUUUUUUUUGUUUUUUAAUUUAAGUUCAGUUAAGUAAUUUGUGUGAAAUCACUUAUUUGGUGUCUGAGUCAGGAUUAUAAUCCAGGUCUUUUUGUUCACAGUUCAUUGAUUUUCUCCACUAUAAUGCACAGUUGAAUUUGAAUACUGAAGCUGACUGAUAUCAGAUGUCAUGGGUGGUAGACACUCCACUGAAGAACACACUACUCUAAAAGCAAGGUGUUAUGAAAAGACUAGAGAGAGCUUGAACAAUUUGUAUGCAAUUCUUGUCUGCAGUUGUGAAGGAGAUAACUUGAAGCCUUUGCUCAUUUUAAAUUGGUGUAAAAGUUGACUUCAUAAAAGAUACUCUAUUUGCUGUAGUUCUUAACAUUUUAACUAUGAAUAAAUGUGGGAAAAGAAGAUAGGAUCUUGCAUGCUUUUGUCUUAGCUGGCCUUGGAACACUAUCUUCCUACACUCUGAUAUACCUGGAACAACUACAGGCUAAUAGCAAAAGAUGGUGGAUCGCUUGGCAAACAGCGAAGCAAAUACUAGACGUAUAAGUAUAGUGGAAAACUGUUUUGGAGCAGCUGGUCAACUAACCAUACCUGGACGAGUUCUUAUUGGAGAAGGAGUAUUGACUAAGCUGUGCAGAAAGAAGCCUAAAGCAAGGCAGUUUUUCUUAUUUAAUGACAUUCUUGUAUAUGGCAAUAUUGUCAUCCAGAAGAAAAAAUACAACAAACAACAUAUUAUUCCCCUGGAAAAUGUCACUAUUGAUUCCAUCAAAGAUGAAGGAGAAUUAAGGAAUGGCUGGCUUAUUAAGACACCAACUAAGUCAUUUGCAGUUUAUGCUGCCACUGCCACUGAGAAGUCAGAAUGGAUGAAUCACAUAAAUAAAUGUGUUACCGAUUUACUCUCCAAAAGUGGGAAGACACCAAGUAAUGAACAUGCUGCUGUCUGGGUUCCUGACUCUGAGGCAACUGUGUGCAUGCGCUGUCAGAAAGCAAAAUUCACACCUGUCAAUCGUCGUCACCAUUGCCGCAAGUGCGGUUUUGUUGUUUGUGGGCCCUGCUCUGAAAAGAGAUUUCUUCUUCCCAGCCAGUCUUCUAAGCCUGUGCGGAUUUGUGACUUCUGCUAUGACCUGCUUUCCACUGGGGACAUGGCCACGUGCCAGCCUACUAGAUCAGACUCUUACAGUCAGCCAUUGAAGUCUCCUUUAAAUGAUGUCUCUGAUGAUGAUGACGAUGAUGAUAGCAGUGACUAAGAACACACUUUGAAAUAUUUAAUUGGAUGUCACUAUCUGAGAAAUCAGCUUUGUGGGAAAUGUAAAAUUCUGAGCUCUAUCAGUUUUGCUCUAGCCAUGAAUUUGCCUGAGAAACUUUGAACCUAUGUGCCUCAAUGUAUUCUGUAGACAGUAGAUCCCCCCAGGACCCAGCCCUGCCUUCUGCCCCUCCUCUGUACUCUUACUGGGAGAGACUGUUGCAAAUAUAUGAGAUAAAUGUUUGGUUUCUUAUUUUUGUUUAUUUCUACAUUAUUUUCUUGGGAUGUUGGGGGAAACGUUUAUUUAACAGAUAAUGUACUACAUUUCUUUUUCUGUUACAUGGAAAAACUAAAAGCACAGAACGAUGGGAACAAGAGUAUAAUGUGAUUAAUUAAUAUUAGCUUUUUUUUCCUUAGCCAUCCUAUGUAGUGGUUAACACCAAUGACAGAACAUGAUUUGGAAAUACUUUGUUUCACUUUUCAUAUACCAAGUGGUGCCUUAUUGUAAUAGCACUGUUACAAUGAACUAUAAGCCCCUACCUUCUCACUUUUUGGUUUAUUUACAAAAUACACUGGUGCUCUUUAAGGUGAUAGAAAGAGUAUUAAUGAAUGGGUAUAAUUAGGAAUAUUUCUUAUCUGACAGCUACAAAUAACUAAAUUUAGAAGUAUAUUCAUUCUAUGAAUAAAUAUUUUUCAUAAAAUAGUUGUGAUUUUUAUUUUUACAUGUUACAGGCACCAAGUUAUAAUUGUCAGAUACGUAUUUUAAAUUAUAGGUUGCCAUUUUUGGAAUUUGGUUUGAAAUUUAUCAAUGUUUAGAAAUGUCAUUGCAUUAGCUUCUACUUUUUAGUAAGGCAUUUUGAAAAUAUAAAUUCAUCUGUUUUAACAUUUCUAGAAUGAAAAACCUUAUAAUACUCUUGAAAAUAAACAAUCUCUAAAAAAAAUCCCACAGUAGAGCACAGAUCUACUUAGGCUUGAAGUUUGGAAGAAAUACCAUAUAAGAAUGGUCGAGGCAAACCACUUCUAAAUUUGACUAGACUUCAUAUCUUUGGAAGUAUUGUCUAUUCCAGUGUGAAACUUUCCUGAGUUUACAAAUGGUGUUAUAUUUUAUAAAGUUUUGUAAAGCCCCAAUUUCUAUUUUUGUAAUCUGUUUCUGAAAUAAUUUUGCAAUAUAUGGAAAUAGGGUAACCAUUGAUAUUUCUAAAAUAUGAUCUUUAAGCCAGUCUAGAUUGCUUUUAAGAGGUAAUUUUUCACUCUGCUGUUGAGGCAGCCAUUAGGUCGGAAGUAUAUUUAUCAUAUAAAAUGUAAUGCAUUUUGCACUAGUCUUUCCAUUUGUAAGCUGCAAAUAGAAGUCUUUCAAAUACAGAAAAUCAAGUGUAGAGUUUUAAGCUCUAAAUUUAAAAAAAUGUUAAAUUUGGAUAUACUGCAAAUAUCAUAAGAGGUUUGAUUCAAUGUGAUGGAGGAUUCUUUUACUGUUAAAGGCACUAAUUUUAUUUACUGUUAAAUUUUGAAAGCAUCUAAGAUGAAUAGGUCUCCCUGAGCCAAUGAUAAGCCAACAGAACUCAGACUUGUGGAUUUUAAAUUUUUGAUUGGUUUUAAUACCAGAUGAAUUUUCUUGUUUCUAAGUAAUGUGUACAUAUAAUCAAUCAACAUAUCUUAGAAGGACCAUAAGGUACCUAGGGAGCCUAGUAAAUUCAGGAACCAAGGGGAAGUGUUCUGAGAUGACAUUUGCAUUGUCCACCUCCAUUGACUGUUUCUGCAAUAAAAAUUACU